CGAGGCCCAACUUUUGCUGGUAAUUGCACGCGGCGACGCUCGACCCAGCGCUGCGGCUUGCAGCCAGUGACGCCUGAAAGAGCGGCGACACACUGGCUAAACUGCCAGAACUGCAAGAGUGCUGCAGCGCUACGUGUGCAUCUCAUUAGUGAGGCCAGCACGAGCGACGCCGCCGACGCCGGCGCAGCGGUGGCCAAGCGAUGCCCGGAUCACCCCCGCCCACGACCGAGCAGCGCCGCGCCGUCAAAGAUGUAUUAGAUGGACCCGAGCGUCAAAGGUUAGGCGACGUCUACUAUGUGCUUUCACAAAAGUGGUGGGCCGCGUGGCGCCAGCACGUCGCCUACGAGAAAAGUGAUUCUUCUUCAUCCUUGGAUCUUGCGGGGUUGUCGUUGACACGAACCAGUAGUGUGGAGGAGGGCCCUGGACCGAUAACCAACGAACCGCUCGGCGUCUCCGCGGGCAGCGAAUUCAUCCUGCGAGAAGGACUGGUAGAGCGGGACGACUACGCCUUAUUGCCGGAACGGGCCUGGGACCUUCUGACGAGGUGGUACGGCCGCGAUUAUGAAUUCAAGGCCCUAGUGGUCCAAGGCGCCUCAUCGUCGGAUUUGACCCUGGAGGUCUUCCCGUUGCGAUUUGAUGUUAGAAUCGUGUCCGAGGACGGUGCCGCGUCUGGCCCUUCGAACAGUGUACAGUUAUCGAGGUCGGACAAGGUAAGCAGCGCCAGACGCGCACUCGAGGACGCUGUAACAGGAAGAGGAGAACGACGAGUGUGGGUCAAGCCCGCUUCUGAUGAAUCUUUUGAAGGUGAAAAAACAGGAGCGCCGCGAUCCUUGAAAGCUGACUUCUGGGGCGACAGCGACUGGAGAUUGUUGGAAGGUGAUCGGGACGCGAUGGUCGGUGGGAUUCCCUCGAUCCACGAAGAUCGCGAAUGUCCGCGCUGGGGCGCCCUGGUCGAAUCUCGAACCUCGGGUGAGUGGCCCCGAGAUCUGCAGCGGGAGAAGUGGCGCGCGCACAUCCGCGUGGGCGACGUCAUCGACGCCAAAGAUAGCGAAGGCAGGUGGUUCGAUUCGAGGAUCGUGGAGGUGGACCGCGACCGGGUCAAGGUCCACUACAACGGCUGGUCUUCAAGAUGGGACUCGUGGGUCGACCGCAAGGACGAGUCGAUCCAGCCGCAUUUGACGCACACGGACGACUGGCGCCGGUUGAAGGUCGGCGACGCCCUGGAAAUGCGGGGACCGGGGGAGAAGGCCCUGUGGUACAAGGGCUUCGUGAAGGAGGUCGACGGGUCUCGAGUCCUGGUGUCCUCGCACACGCCGAACGUCGACAGGCAGUGGCUCGAGACGUCGUCGGAGCACAUCUGUAAACUAGGCACCCAUAUAAAAGCGGAGCGCGACCCGAAGCCCUUUGCACGAUCUUAUUCGUCGAGCGCGAGGCCUGGUCGCUCACAUGUCCGCGGCCAGCCGCCGGCGCGAGGCGCCGUCGGUCUCCAGAAUCUAGGUAAUACGUGCUUCAUGAAUUCGAUGUUGCAGUGUCUGUCGCAUACGAGGCCGCUCACCGAUUACUUUUUACGGGAUGAGGAGGGCGAGCCGUUCUACGUCCGACAAAUCAACGAGAAGAACCCGCUCGGGUCUGGCGGCGACCUCGCGAGGGCCUACGCUUCGUUCAUCCGAGACGCUUGGAGUGGUAGCUACUCUACGGUAACACCCUCAGCAUUAAAAAGAGCUGUGUCAGGAUGGAAGUCCCAAUUCAGCGGCUACCAGCAGCAGGAUUCCCAGGAGCUCAUGAUGGCCUUGUUGGAUGGCUUGCACGAGGACCUGAACGAGAUCAUCCAGAAGCCGUACGUCGAGCAACUCGAGAGCAAGGGCGAACCGGAUCAUGAGCUCGCGAAGGAAUCGUGGCGGCGUUUUGGAUUAAGGAACAAGUCGGUGGUCAUGGACCACUGCAUGGGCCAAUUGAAGUCCCACAUCACGUGCGACAAGUGCGGCCACGAGUCCAUUUUAUUUGACCCGUACAAUCAUAUUUCUCUGCCGUUACCGGCCGCGGGCGCGCGACGCGUCACGUGUACGCUGUUCAAGAAGCACUCCUCGCAACGACCGCUGAAGGUCAUUGUGGCCGUGCAGUCGAAAGACACGGUUGGUGCUCUCAAACAAGCAUUGGCCAAGGUCGCUUCACUGGAUGGCUCCGCCCUCGACUUAUGUGACGUGUGGGGCCAUCGAGUGUACCGGACCUUUUCCGAUAAUUUUUCCGUGGAGCACAUCAAGGCGAAUGACGAAUUAGUUGCGUUUGAGCUUGGGGAGAGAGAUAGGGCUAUUGAUGUGCUUUGUGGUCGGGUGUCGCGGUAUGCCUCGGCGGAUAGGCAGUCUCCUUACGAGUUGUUCGGGAGGCCUCUCCGCAUAGCUGUGACAUCCACCACAACUUGUGGAGAGGUAAGAAACGUAGUGCGACAGUGCACGAAGCGUUUUUGCGACGAGGCGUCUUAUUCCCUGAAAAUCUCAACCGCCGCCGGGACGCGCUUCGAGUCCGACUUAGGGAAGGAUGACGAGCUCCUGCCAAAAGAAGUCGCGACGUUAACGCUCGAGUUCAAGAGCGACGAGGGUUACGACGAAGAUGAGAGCGAUAAGGUCGAGGAGCAUGCGUCGUGUGCGGAAAACGGUCAUAGAGAUAUCAACUUGGUGGACUGUUUCCGGAAAUUCGCGGAAAAGGAACAACUGGGCGAGACGGAGAUGUGGUACUGCGGCAAGUGUAAAGAGCACCAGAGAGCGUAUAAGAAGCUGGAUUUGUGGUCGGCGCCGGAGAUACUCAUAUUGCAUUUGAAGCGGUUCCAGUACGCGCAGAACACGUACUUCGUGCAUCGCCAGAAGUUGGAUGAUAGAGUAGCGUUUCCAGUCGAGAAUCUGGACCUGUCGCCGUGUGUGUUGGAUCCCGAAUCGCGACGGUCAGCACAGUACGACUUGUAUGCUGUUUCCGAGCAUUCAGGCGGGUUGGGCGGAGGACACUAUACGGCCACGGCCAAAGACGACAACACUGGUGUGUGGUACCACUACAACGACUCCGUCGUGUCGCGCGCGGACGGCGUCGUGCCGUCGGACCCGAAGGCCUACGUCUUGUUCUACAAGCGGCGGCCGGGUAAGAGUAGCUAGCAUUUAUCGUUUUGUGUUGCGUCUGCGGUCGGGGCUUAGUACAGAAUACUUACUUGUGUCACAUGCCUCCCGUGGUGCCCUCCGCCCACGUCGAUGGCUGUCAAGCGCCCCC
Pelagomonas calceolata is the source of this 3252-nucleotide messenger RNA. The record is from the annotation of a GenBank genome assembly. Lineage: Eukaryota; Pelagophyceae; Pelagomonadales; Pelagomonadaceae.